AUGUAUGUGAAAGAAGUAUCGUCAGAAAGAAGAACAUUUUGGGAAAUAGCCGAGCGAUCUAACCAGUCUGGAAUGAUUCGGGGUAUCUCGGAAAUGGUAAACCUAUUAGCACCCAAAUCACUGGUGAUUUUAGUGCAAAAUGAGACCAAAAUCGAUCGACUGGACAAGUUAACCGUUAUGAUUCACCAACAUAACAUUCCCACCUGCGUCUACUACGAUCCAGGGCAGUACUUUGACUUUUUAGAGGACAACCUAAAGCAAUCGCUUGAAAUCACGUCGCUUUUGUUUUGCCAUCCAGAAGAAAUGGUCCACGAUAUUUUCCAUCGGCAGCUGGCACAUAGACUAAGUUUGUUCAUAUUCUACUGGGGAGCGACACAGUUGUCCUGACGGCUGGACAGUGGCCUGCUGAAGGAACCAUUCCGCAUUGCGGUCAUUACUAAUCCACGCAAAAAUAUUUUCCGCAUAUUCUACAACCAAGCAAAGCCCGAUAACAGGGGUGAGAUGUUGAGCACUAACUGGUAUGAUGGAAAUGAUAAGACAUUCAAACGCGUGCCUUUGCUGCCGACUCCGGCGGAAGUUUACAAAAACUUCCAGGGACGUAUUUUUACCAUUCCUGUAAUUCACAAACCGCCGUGGCAUUUCGUUCUCUACGGAAACGACAGUAGCCCCCGGGGUGGUUCCACUAACAUUUCAGGCAUCGACGUUGGCUACGAAAUGGAACUCGACCGCAAUGUUGAUAAUGAAGACGCAUACUUCACGGUUAAAGGUGGCCGCGAUCAUAACUUGAUGCAGCUCAUAGCCGAACGAAUGAAUUUCACCUUCCAGUACGUGGAGCCACCGGAAAAAAUACAAGGAAUAGCCCUCAGCACGGAAGACAACACAAGCUUCUCUGGCGCACUCGGCAUGCUGCAGCGCAGGGAAGUGGAACUGUACCUUGGUGAUGUGGCCGUAACUUGGGAGCGUAUGAAGGCGGCUGAAUUUUCCUUUUUUACGUUGGCUGACUCGGCAGCUUUUGUAACGCACGCGCCACGCAAGCUGAAUGAAGCCUUGGCACUGGUUCGCCCAUUUCAAGUGACUGUUUGGCCACCAUUGAUCAUUACGAUUAUAAUUUCGGGGCCAAUAUUAUUUUUGAUCAUUUCCACACCGUUUCGUUGGAACAAACGGUCGCUUCGUAGCCGAAACCGGCCAUUUUAUCGGUCGACAAAUUUUUUUCAACGGAAGCCGGCUUUAUAUAAUGCACGCUACAUACAAGAAAUAAGCUAUGGUAACAUACCGGAACAGCAGUCGCGACUAAUACGUAGCUUGCCAACAUAUCCAUCUAUAGAUCGUUGUAUUUGGUAUACUAUAAAUGUUUACCUGAGGCAGUCGGCCAACAUACCUUACGACGGACAUCUUGCGCGAUUCUUCUCGAUCCUGCUGUGGCUUUGUGCCACAUAUGUUCUGGGAGACGUCUACUCCGCCCAGCUAACGUCGCAACUUGCGCGACCAGCCAGGGAAAGUCCAAUCAACACUCUCGGCCGUUUGGAGCAGCGGAUGAUAAACGAAAACUAUCAGCUGUUAGUCGAAAGGCAAAGUGCGUUCCACGCAGCGCUCGUCAAUUCUACGGGAGUGUUGCAGCGACUUUAUCACCUGACUCGGCAACGAUUCGCCAACGGUUCGUUUCUGGUGCGCUCCGUCGAAGAGGGAAUUCACAUGCUACAGAAUGAUCCCAAAUUUGCGGUAUUUGGUGGUCGUGAAACACUGUACUUUAACACCAAACGCUACGGAGCCAAUCGCUUUCAGUUGAGCGAGAAUCUGUAUACCCGUUACUCCGCACUUGCAGUGCAAAUCGGUUGUCCUUUUUUGGACAGCCUGAACGUUGUCAUUAUGAGACUGUUUGAGGCUGGUAUUAUAGAAAAAAUUACCAUCGCGGAAUACGAGCGUAUGUUCGGCCAACACAACGGUAUUGUUUCAUACUCGGAGGAAUCAGCUCGUUCAACCAAAUCCACCAACUCUGAGUGCAGCACAGAUGGCUCUGGCGGAAAGAAAAAGGCAGAUGCAAAUGAAAAACUGCAACCGAUGAAUUUACGCAUGCUGCAGGGUGCCUUUCUCGUGCUGGCCUGUGGACAUUCGCUCGGUGCAAUAUGCCUGUUCGUGGAAAGACAAGAUGAUGUGAUACGUUGCUGUAUAAGUAGCCUGCGACUCGUGUGGGGUCGUAGUAAACGUAUACUUACGAAUCUAUGUAACGUCGCUCUGCAUCGUCCAACGGAUCACUAA
Messenger RNA from Anopheles bellator, 2256 nucleotides. RefSeq names its product ionotropic receptor 40a (gene Ir40a). NCBI's taxonomy places the organism in Eukaryota, Metazoa, Arthropoda, Insecta, Diptera, Culicidae. Gene Ontology annotation, molecular function: ligand-gated monoatomic ion channel activity. Gene Ontology annotation, cellular component: membrane. The transcript has 6 exons. The record is from RefSeq and is a predicted model, not a curated record.